Ceratotherium simum simum (southern white rhinoceros) is the source of this 1744-nucleotide messenger RNA. Its product is annotated as zinc finger protein 474. The record is from RefSeq and is a predicted model, not a curated record. NCBI's taxonomy places the organism in Eukaryota, Metazoa, Chordata, Mammalia, Perissodactyla, Rhinocerotidae.
ACAUACCAUAUGAACUCCUGCAAGAGGGCAUGUGAAUCGUGGAGCUUCCGGCUAUUUUGCUCCUGUUUCCACCAGCCCCCUCCCUGAGGGGCUCAACAGGCUCUGAUAAAAGCCAAAGUAGGAAGGUAAAGAACAAAUGUCACAAGAUCUUGGAGGCAUCUGAGGUUUAAUGGAGACUUUCCAGCAUUCCAGACUGCUGCCCUGCAAUGAAGCUCUGAGUCACGAUCUUUGGGUCUAAGGUACUGGCAACAAUGUGGAACCCCAGGACAGCCAACCUGACUAACCUUCCCUCUAAGCAGAAGCCCAAAAUGAGUCUGGCCUGAAAUCACAGCAAGCACUAGAGAAGGACUUCUUUGUUAAUGGAAAGAGGAAAGAAGAAAAAGAUUUCCAGCAAAUUGCAACAGACUUUCCACCAUUCUAAAGAACCCACCUUCCUUAUCAAUCAAGCCGUCCUAUCUAGUAACUCCCAUUCUAGACUUUUGCCAGGAACAGGGCAUGUCAAUCCUGGUGAAAAUAUCAAGACAAACCCUCAGAAAUAUAGACCUGGAACUGUGACACUCUCAAAACGGUCCAGUAGGAGAACAAUGUCGGAAAGCCAGUCCAGCCCCCCUGUGAUCCCGUCCCGCAGGCCUGGAUUCCGGGUAUGCUAUAUCUGUGGCCGAGAAUUUGGGUCCCAAUCACUUGCCAUUCAUGAGCCCCAGUGCUUGGAGAAGUGGCAUAUUGAAAACAGCAAGUUGCCCAAGCACCUGAGGAGGCCUGAACCCUCCAAACCACAGCCUCUCCGUGGCAGCGGGUCCUACAAUCUUCAAGCAGCGAAUGAGGCAGCGUUUCAGAGUUCCCAGUCUCAGCUGCUGCCCUGCGAAUCCUGUGGCCGCACAUUCUUGCCAGAUCGUCUUCUUGUUCACCAGAGAAGCUGCAAGCCAAGGGGUGAGGGGCCCAGAUCACCAAACCCCAACAGAUCUGAUGAUCUUCCUGGUUUCAAGAAAGCUUCCAGCAUCCCAGCCCGACCAAGGACUCUCAUCUGCUACAUCUGUGGUAGGGAAUUUGGCACCCUGUCCCUUCCUAUUCAUGAGCCCAAAUGCCUGGAAAAGUGGAAAAUAGAAAAUGACCAGCUCCCCAGGGAGCUCCGCCGCCCAUUCCCACAGAAGCCUCAGCCUCUUCCAACUGGACAGUCCGGUCAAGAGGGGCCAAGUCAAGCUCAGCUUGUGCCCUGCCCAAACUGUAGCCGGACCUUUGCCCCUGACCGCCUUCUGGUACACCAGAGAAGUUGUAAAGCUCAACCCAGUGGGUCAACAGUUCAGAAUUUGACCUUAGGAAGUAAAGGUGGCCUAAAAGAGUCCGCUAAUUCUAAGCAGCAAAGGCACAUGGCAGCACCCGCUGUGACUGAAAAGCCAACAAUGAUAAGACGUCCACCAACAAUUGUUUGCUACAUUUGUGGUCGUGAAUAUGGAACAAGAUCAAUUGCCAUCCAUGAGCCACAAUGUCUGAAAAAAUGGCAUAAUGAAAACAACUUGUUGCCUAAAGAGUUAAGGAGACCAGAACCUAAAAAACCAGAAGUCAGGACCAUUACCGCCAAAGGUUUCUACGAUCUUGAUGCCUUAAACGAAGCUGCUUGGACAAGUGCCCAGAGUCAGUUGGUUCCCUGUAUUAUUUGUGGGCGUACUUUCCUGCCAGACAGACUGAUUGUUCACCAACGAUCCUGUAAACCAAAAGUCACCAAGUAAAGCCCUUUCUCCCUGCUGAA